AUGGGGCAGGAUGAAGAGGACGAUAAGUUCAAGCGCUCCUCUGGCUCGGCUGGUCCCGUCGACAGCAUGCCCGCCUCGAGCUCCGCGCAGCCGUUCCCCUUCGCGAAGUCGAUGCUCGGCGUGAUCGAUGAAGCCGACGAGGCCGAGGUCGAUGAUCUGGUCGUGGCGACUGGCGACUUCGACCCGCGCGACGUCAGGGGGGACUGGCCAGUGAUCUACCCGUUCACGAAGAACGACGCCGACUUCAAGCUCAGGCUGAGGCGCAGGGAGUCCGAGAAGAUCACGGUGGUCGACCUCAAGCAGGGCCAGGGCGCCUUCGCGCAGCUCGUGCAGCUGUCCGACAACGCCAUGAAGGACAGGUGCCAGCUCUACGGGUGCGAGAACCCGAAGGCAGCCUCCAUGAAGAUCCUCCAGUGGUCCUUCGAGAUCUUCUGCAGCCAGAAGGCCACCGAGAAGAUCAUGGCGACGAAGAUCAAGAACGACCAGCUGGUCCUGCUGGCGAACACCGACUCGCAGCUGCCGAGGUGA
Messenger RNA from Prorocentrum cordatum, 528 nucleotides. NCBI's taxonomy places the organism in Eukaryota, Dinophyceae, Prorocentrales, Prorocentraceae. The record is from the annotation of a GenBank genome assembly.